Molecule: messenger RNA, 880 nt
Organism: Cryptomeria japonica (Japanese cedar)
Lineage: Eukaryota; Viridiplantae; Streptophyta; Pinopsida; Cupressales; Cupressaceae
Exons: 8
Coding region: 282-728 (148 amino acids)
Source: RefSeq, a predicted model, not a curated record
CAGACGAGGUAUUGCACGCAGGUAUGACAUAGAAAAUCUUCAAAAUUGCAAAAUUGUACCGCUAAGCAACUUGAUGAGAAAAAUGUGUGGUUGGCAUGCAACGAUACAGAGUAACUGGAGCGAGCGACACUGGAUACUAUGACGCUUUCAACUAAGGACUUGCAGGUUGGGCUCUUCAUCAAAUAUUUCCUAGGAUUGCUAAAUGAGGGUAUCCCACACUUAUCUAAGACACCUCCUCGGCGAAAGAAAUCCUCAAGGACGCCUUAACGUCAAAAGAAUUGAUGAAUGCACCUGAUACGCUAGAGGAUCAAGACAUGGGAGAGGAAAUAGCCAUAGUUGCUUCAUCAAUGGCGAGCCCUCCUAAGUCUACUAGAGAAGCAUCCCAAGCUCUGGAAAUAACCAUAGUUGCUUCAUCAAUGAUGAGCCCUCCUAAGUCUAUUGGAGAAGUAUCUCAGGCUCCGAUACACUUUUGUUCUAUAUAUUGUAGAUUUUUAGUGUUUUUGAUCUAUAUAUAUUAUUACCUUGUAUUAAUUGUAUUUAACCUACAAUAUGCCCCUUCUUGGUUUGGGCAUAACGUGGAUCCUCUCAAGUUCCAUUUUAAGAAGACUCCUAAGUCUAACAAGGUAAGGAAAGAAAAGGCAGUAGAUCCCAGAUCAGAAGAUGAGCCAUCUACAAAGCCACGUACUGCAUCAAAGAGGCUCCAUUUUGAUGAUCCACCACAACUAUAGGAUCAUUUAGUGUUAGUUGUGGUCAUCUAAGGACCAAUAGAUCUAGAUAUAGUCUACAUUUUUAUUGUAUAUUGAUCUGGACAUGGCAUAUACCAUAUUUUUGUAAAAAAAUUAUUGACUUGGCAUAUAUGCCAUUUUUUGUAUACAUAGAC